Molecule: messenger RNA, 699 nt
Organism: Wyeomyia smithii (pitcher-plant mosquito)
Lineage: Eukaryota; Metazoa; Arthropoda; Insecta; Diptera; Culicidae
Exons: 2
Coding region: 1-354 (117 amino acids)
Source: RefSeq, a predicted model, not a curated record
AUGGCAAACAACCGAAAGCGCAAAGCAUCAAAUCUGUCGGAAAAUCAUGAAAAGCCGACUUGCUCGAAACACAGCCGUUCGUCACACGUUGAAGCCAGUGAACCUACCGGACAAGAUGAUACUUGGGACAAUAUUGAUACCGAAAUGGAGAACAAUCGAAAGCGCAAAGCAUCAAGUCUGCCUGAGAAUGAUAUAGAGCCUACUUGCCCGAAAAACAGCUGUUUGUCACACGCUGGAACUGAAGACAAAUGUCACUUAAUCGUUCACAAAAUGCAACAACCACUGUGGCACGCCAUCCCGAUUUGUCGCGAUACAACAACGGCAUUUAGCAACGCGCCACACCGCUACACAUAAAGGGUGACUCCGAAUCAAAACGUCAAAACAUACACUAUAUACACAUAUGGAGAUGAAAAUCAUGAAAACAUCACCAGAUUGUUAUUCCUCUUCUUGCAGUUAUAAAACACGAAAAGAGCAGUGAUGAUGUGAGCAACGUUUGUGAUUCCGCUUCGGUGCUUUUACACUAUACUACCUACUUCAUUUACAUUAGUUUUUGGUUCGAUUUCUGGAUGUGAAUUUUAGAGCUGAUGGACGAUAAAAUGCUUUUCUGAGAAGGAAGCAGCUGAGUUCCGCGAUCCUGCCACCAACUGUUGCUGCUUCGUUUCGAGGUUUGAGCGAAAAAAAAAUGCAAUCCUCUCCUAC